GAAAGCCUUGGUCCAGGGGCUGGGGAGCAGCAGCCUGCCUGCCUGCCUCCCGGGUGCGGUGCACUCAGUGCCUGAGCCCUGAUGCACCCAGAGUCGGAUUUCUUUGUUUUCAGGGCUGCGAGCACUAAAAAGGGAAAACACUGGGGGACAACAAGACCCGAAACAGGGGAAGGCAGGCGGGAGGAAAGAGAAAGAGAGCUAAGGAUUUCAGAGAAUCAGAACCACCAGUGAGCAAAAUUUGCAGCAUCUGCAGAGAGAGAAUGAGGCAAAGGAUAACAGCACAAUCAUGCCUUCAAAAAUAUGAAAGUCAUGGAGUAAUGAAAAGAAGGAGGAGCUGGAGGUCUUUGCUUCAAUAUCCUGGUCUGCCAAGCUGUGUGACUUUAGUAAAUAUGUUUAGAUAUUUCCGGAUCAAGAGAAGGAAAAAGAGAGAGAAAGAGAGAAAAUAGUUUCAUGGCCCAUCUCCACCCCCUAAGUCAGAAACGGACCUCUGUCUGCAGGAGUUCAAGUUAAGAACAGAAGUGUGACCAAGGCGUUACUCUAACUCUAAGAAGAUUAGGGCACAUUGAAUUGCUUCUUUUUAAAACUCCACCUCUUUUGCCCCAAGCUUCCUACACCACCCAAACGCCGAGUCACGGAUCAGUCCAUCUCUUUUUUCACCACACUGGAAAGUCCCUGCUGCAAAUCUGGGAGGGUUAACUGAGCUUUUACCCCAGCCUACUAGCUAACCAAAGGAGACAGCCGGUAAGAUCCAGAGCCCUCCCUCCUGCAAAGCUGGCUAGCCAAUAGGCACCUAGAGGGAGUAUUACCACGGAUCUCAUUGGCUGCCAGCCUCCGUGCAUAAGGAAGAGAGAGGGAGGCUGGCAGGGCAGCAUUGUUAUCUUAAGACACUCAUCUGGUGCCUGAGUCUGCAGGUGACAGUGCCUAGGUAGAGAGUACUGAGUCAGAGCAUGGGAACACAGGGCUACAGGCAGCCUUGGAAUCAAAUCACUGAGAAGAAUCAUUUCCUUGUUUAGCUGUGCCUCAAGCCGGGCUGGGGGACCUCUCUAUUAGUUACCCACCUAUGUGGGUGCACCUUCUGUGUAUAGAGAAGGCAAGAACAAAUCAGCUAGCAGCAUGGUUUUGGCUGAAGGCUGUGGACUUGCCUUUCCCCAUGUGAAAAACAGUGAUUGGGAGGAGAGGGAGUGUGAGUCUUUCUAGAGUUGGAAAAGAAGGCAAGAUCCUGGAUUUCUCCUCUGCAGAGGGACCUGGGACUCUCCAAGGGGCUGGCUCUGUAUUGUCCUUGCUUCUUUCGUCCUGUCUUCACUCUCUCGAUCCGGUCCAGAAGCACUCCUUAACCAUGCUUUGGGUUACCGGAGUUGUUGGUGUACGACUGGAAGAGAGCCCGAGAGAGGUAUAGCAGCACCAGCAGCAAAGGGAAGGCGGAAUUUGGAAGGGGGUAUCCGUGCUCUCUCACAUUCGGAAAGGAAGGCAUUCGCAUUCCCUCCAAAUAUGGGGAGGGGGGAGGAAGCACGUGAAAUCAUGAAAUAAAAACUUUGGAAAGCUGCCACCGGAGAUGUGGUCGGGGCUGAAAAAACCCUGGAAUCGGUUAGCCAUCUCCUCUCAGAAGCUCUGGGGCUUGGGAGCCCCUGAUACGGCAAAGAAGACUCUUGCAAGGACUCAAGUUCCAGGGGCCCUGGAGGAACAGCGCUGACGGGGAGAGUGUGUCGAGAGAAUGAAGAAGCCAACCGCCCAGGAGAAGCAUGAGGCGGCAGUGCAGCGUUAGGUUUAAGGGGCUCCGGCUGGCGAUCCCAUGGGCGACGCUGCUGGCACUAUGUCUUCCCAGCUGGGUCUUUGCCACCACUGCCAUUGCUGCUGCUGCUGCUGCUGCCGCCGCCGCUGCUGUUGUGGCCCCUGAGCAACAUGCCUCUUUGGCUGGUCAGCCCCCUUUGGAUUGGCUGCUCACUGACCGCGGGCCAUUUCACCGUGCUCAGGAGUAUGCUGACUUCAUGGAACGUUACCGUCAAGGCUUCACCACCAGGUACAGGAUUUACAGAGAGUUUGCCCGAUGGAAGGUGAAUAACUUGGCUCUGGAAAGAAAGGACUUUUUCAGCUUACCGUUGCCUCUCGCCCCAGAAUUCAUCCGAAAUAUCCGCCUCCUGGGAAGGAGGCCCAGUGUACAGCAGAUUACAGAAAACCUCAUCAAAAAGUAUGGCACUCAUUUUUUACUCUCUGCAACUCUCGGAGGUGAAGAGUCAUUGACUAUUUUUGUGGACAAGAGGAAACUGAGCCGGAAAGCAGAAGCAAGUGAAGCUACUGGGACUGGAAGAAGUGGGAACAGUUCAGCUGUUUCCCUGGAGACUCUACACCAGCUAGCAGCCUCCUACUUCAUUGACAGAGAAAGCACACUCCGACGUCUCCAUCACAUUCAGAUAGCAACAGCUGCCAUCAAGGUCACAGAGACACGGACAGGCCCCCUGGGCUGCAGUAACUAUGAUAACCUGGAUUCUGUCAGCUCAGUCCUGGUGCAGAGUCCUGAAAACAAGGUGCAGUUAUUAGGCCUUCAGGUGCUGCUGCCUGAGUACCUAAGAGAAAGAUUUGUGGCAGCUGCUCUCAGCUAUAUCACCUGCAGCUCUGAAGGGGAGCUCAUCUGCCGGGAGAAUGACUGCUGGUGUGAGUGUGGACCUGGCUUCCCAGAGUGCAACUGCCCGGAACCAGACAUCCAGGCCAUGGAAGACAGCCUGCUCCAGAUUCAGGACACCUGGGCUACUCACAAUAGGCAGUUUGAGGAGUCAGAAGAAUUCCAGGCCUUGCUGAAGAGACUUCCAGAGGACCGCUUCCUGAACUCAACCACCAUUUCCCAGUUCUGGGCCAUGGAUCUGAGCCUCCAGCACCGCUACCAGCAGCUGGGGGUCACCCUGAAACUGCUGUCCAAGAAAACCCAUCGGGUCAUCCGCCGCCUCUUCAACCUUUGCAAACGCUGCCCCAGACAGCCUCGGUUCUGGCUGCCUAAGGAAAGACCCUUAUCUUAUUGGUGGAACCGGAUCCAGUCCUUCCUUUACUGUGCAGAAAGCACUUUCCCUGGGACUUUCUUGGAGCAGAGCCACAGCUGCACCUGCCCCUAUGACCAAUCCUCCUGCCAGGGUCCCAUCCCGUGUGCCUUGGGGGACGGGCCAGCCUGUGCUGUGUGUGCACCAGACAAUAGCACCCGCUGUGGGAGUUGCAAUGAUGGCUAUGUGCUGACUCAGGGGUUGUGUCGGCCAGAGGUGGCGGAGUCCCUGGAGAAUUACCUGGGCCUGGAGACAGACCUGCAGGACCUGGAACUUAAGUACCUGCUUCAGAAACGGGAUAGCCGCAUUGAAGUGCACUCCAUCUUCAUCAGCAAUGACAUGCGCCUGGGCAGCUGGUUUGACCCCUCUUGGAGGAAGCGCAUGCUUCUGACUCUAAAAAGCAACAAGUACAAGCCAGGGCUGGUCCAUGUGAUGCUGGCUUUGUCACUCCAAAUUUGUCUCACCAAGAACAGCACCCUGGAGCCAGCCAUGGCCAUCUAUGUCAACCCCUUUGGGGGCAGCCAUUCAGAGAGCUGGUUCAUGCCUGUGAAUGAAGGUGAUUUUCCAGACUGGGAAAGGACUAAUGUGGAUGCAUCGGCCCAGUGCCAAAACUGGACGCUCACCCUCGGGAACAAGUGGAAGACCUUCUUUGAGACCGUCCAUGUCUACCUGAGGAGCCGAAUUAAGUCCCUGGAUGACAAUUCUAAUGAGACACUUUACUAUGAGCCCCUUGAGAUGUCUGACCCCUCCAAGAAUCUUGGCUACAUGAAAAUCAACAGCCUGCAGGUCUUUGGCUAUAGCAUGCCCUUUGACCCGGAUGCUAUUCGGGACUUAAUCCUCCAGCUGGAUUACCCAUACACUCAAGGUUCCCAGGACUCUGCGCUCUUGCAGCUCAUUGAGAUCAGGGACCGUGUGAACCAGCUUUCUCCCCCAGGAAAAGUCCGGCUCGACCUCUUCUCUUGCUUGCUUCGGCAUCGGCUCAAGUUGGCCAACAACGAGGUGGGCAGGAUUCAGUCCUCCCUGAGGGCCUUCAACGCCAAACUGCCAAAUCCUGUGGAGUAUGAGACUGGCAAGCUCUGCAGCUAACCUGGGGAACCUGGUGAUGCCCCAGGGGUUGGGAAGCAGGGAGAUCCAAGACUAUCUAAAGGGCCUUACCUUAGUGCCAAUCCUGUGCAUUGAGCAAGUGAGACUUGGAGGCAUGGAUUGAGUCACAUGCUAGGGAGAUAAAAUGGAUGCAGAUCUGGGCACACAGAAGCAUAAAAAUACAAAUACAUCAUCUCCCUCAUGCAGAGACUAAAAAGAAGCAGAAUAUGAUUGGUGAAAUCAAUGAUUUCUGACAUGAGAACAGUUGAGAAGAGAUUUCUUUAAAAGAAAAAAAAAACCUUCUCCAAAAAACCACACUACAGAAAUCCUUAAAAGUGAUUCUUGCCAUUAAAAGGAAAGAAAGAGAAAAGUGGGGUUGAGCACUGGGCCUCCCCCUCCAAGGAGUCACUUUUGUAUUCUUUUUAACCAGAUGUUUCUAACAAUGUAGUGGUUUUGUGUUCCCCAUUUUGGUUUCUCGGUUUUUGUAUUCUUCCUCUGCUGUCCCCUCUCAACACUGCCUUUCCCCUCAGAACGUAUCCCCUUGGGAAGCCCUUGAGAAUGAAACAGACAGAGAUUGUGUUUGUUGCUUCUCCUAGCCAUCCCUAUUCCUCAGUGCCCCCCCCACCUCCUCUUCCUCCUCUCUCUCUGUCCCACCUACAAUCCCAGGGCUCCACACUCCUCCCAUCACCCCCAUGAAUCUUCUCCAUCUAAUUGGACUUCUUCCCUGGAAGCAGUGCUGUCAAGUUAGUAACAGGUAUUCAAUGUAUGGCAACAACUUUCUUUUUUUUUAACGAAAAAUAUAUUUAUUUUAUGAUUUUUUUGUUUGUUAAUUUGCUCCAGCCAAGUGACAUCUGAGUAAAAAUUUACCUGGUUUAAUAUAUUUUUUAAAAAUGCCUUUUUGAGGAAAAAAAAAAGAGAAAAGAGAAAAAAAAGAGUGUCUUUCUCUGGGUUGGCUAGAAUUUUUGUUUGUUACUUUGCCUGCUGUGAACAUGUUGGUGUGCUGUGACUGAACGACUUGAUUGGUGUGGAGGCCUGUGUGCACCUAUGGCAUAGCAAGAUGUCCUGUUCUAGUGUGUUCUAGACAUGUGUGCACAUGUGUCUGUGAUGGGGAAUGUGUGUACAAAUUGUGGGCAUGCGUAUGAAUGAUAAAAAGUCAAUUGAUAGGUACUUAUUAGCUCCUGCUAUGUGAUAGGCACUGAUAGGGGAAAAUACAAGCUCUUCAUUAGUCUAUUCUCUCACCAUAUUGUCUUUGUUCUAGGAUUAGACUCAAUCUGUCCCCAUAGGGGCAAGUACAUGGUAGGUCAGUUUAGACUCUUCUUUCUUCAGAGAGGCAGAGCAGCUCUCUGUUUUGGCUAGUAGCUGGGUGAAGGGCAAGCAAAGUGUGGAAUCUUUAUUUGGCUCUGCUCCCAAUGGCCUCUUGGGCAUUUUCCAAUACCCUUUCUUCCAUGGGAUUGAAUCACUUCCAGGGGAAACUGGACAAAAUCCAGGGAACAGUCUCUCCAAGACCAUACUUUUUUUUUUCUUUUUCACUACCCAUUUUCCUCUUUUAAAAAAAUUGAAUGUGAAAGGAAACUUUUACUUUUGACAUAGAGAUGGAUGCAUCAUUUCCCACCUGGAGCCUGGAAUGGCAAAUGUCUCCUAGCCCAUCUCUAGGUGAAUCACUUUUCUCUCUGUUCUCUACAUGCUCCCAGUACAAUUUGUAGGCAUGACAACCCCCAUCCUGUUCAGGAGAGAGCACCACAUAAAUACCAAGUAUUUCAUUCACCACCUAUGGUACAUCACAGUUGGUAUAACUGGAAUCAGGAGACGGUGGGAAGCCAGUCAGUUCUAUUCAAGCCUGUUCAAAGAUUAUUGUCAUGGCUCUGGCUUCCUGCUUUAUUAUAUUAUAUCACUACCUAUCUUUUUAGUCUACAAGGACCCAAAAUUUUUGUGAGGCAAGUGGCCUAGAGCACUGCUGCCUUCAAAGCUCCCACUGAACCCUUCUGAGUCAGAAUUACUGAGUGAUGACCUGGUCUCAUGAUAAACAGCAUAGAGCAACUCGAGCUUCUAUAUCUGGUUCUGUUGCUCCCUAACUUUGGGAAUUCUCCAUGCCUAUUUUCUCACCUGCCGAGAUGAGGCCAACACUUGUCAUCUACUGAUCCAGGACUGUGGAGUUAAGCUAGAGUGUGUUGCUGGGGGAGGAGAAGGGUUGGUUGGAAAGAGAGAAUGCUUUCAUUGCUUGAUAAAGUGUGCUUGAAAAGUGUGAAGUGAGUGUGGAAAGUGAUUUUACAGCUCUGACAUGCAUGUCUUCAUAUUGUGUGAGUGGGCAGAGAGGCUUUAACUCCCCAAUUAAAGGUAUCAAAGUUUCACGUGGAAGAUUCAGUUACCUGGCAUGGCAGUAUGAGCAUUCUGGGAAGGGUAGCCUCAAAGGGUUGAUUGCACAUCAUUGCCAAAACUGACAGUCUGGAAUUUCAGUAAAAACAGACUUAUUUAUUCAGGCAGAAACUGACAGGACAAAGGAUCAUUGAAUCAUAGAUUUGGUACUGAAUAGGGCCACCGAAGUCAUAUAAUCCAACCUCACUUUAUAGAUGAGGAAACAGGCCCAGAGUGGUUAAGUCUCUUUUGUCCAAGAUUACAUAAGUGCUAAUUGUGGAAGAGGCAGGAUUUGAAUUCAGGCCAUCCAACUCCAAAAUCUGGAUUUUUCCCAAUGGCACUGUGUCUCUCCACCACUCCCAAAUCAGGACAAUCCCCCCAUAAUGGUCCCCCAGCCCUUAAAAUCCCCCAAAUUUUAUGUACCUAGAUUUAUGGGGAAUUAUAGCUGUUUAGUUCUAAAUAAAGGAUCUGGUUUGGGGAAAGAAUGUGGCCUCUUGACUUGGAAAAUGCCCCAGCCUUGGCCUUCUAAACUUGGCUGGUCUACCAGGAAGGUCAUGAUGUAAGAGGUUUUAGAAACACCAUGCUUAACGGUUACCUGCCAGCUCAUUGUUAGUUCAGACUGUUAGGCUAUGAAAGCUGAAGUUUGUCACCUUCAUCCAAGCUAUUCCAAAGAUUUCCCAAAUAACUCCAUGUUGACAAUAGGCUGUUUUAUUAUUAAUUGCAUUGACCCAAUAUUUAGCACAGUGACCAAUACAAUGCUCACUUUGGAGGUGUUCCUCUGGUACUCCUACAAUACCAAAUCCCUUUGUUAACAUAGAUCCUAUGAUAGGUGAGAGACUUAGAGCUAGAAGCAGCCUCAGAUGUCCUCUAGUCCAAAGCUUUCAUGUUACAGAAGCCUAGAGAGAUUGUGGAUUGCCUAAGGGU
Messenger RNA from Dromiciops gliroides (monito del monte), 7385 nucleotides. It is a transcript of the gene BRINP2, whose product is annotated as BMP/retinoic acid inducible neural specific 2. Bases 1740 to 4112 code for a protein of 790 amino acids. The transcript has 10 exons. Lineage: Eukaryota; Metazoa; Chordata; Mammalia; Microbiotheria; Microbiotheriidae. The record is from RefSeq and is a predicted model, not a curated record. Gene Ontology annotation, biological process: negative regulation of mitotic cell cycle; positive regulation of neuron differentiation.